UCAGAACAAAGAUAGAGGCGUUGGAGCUGCGAGACCUAGCAAAGCAGCAAGGUUCAAUACUCCGCCGCCAUGGGUCGUAUGCACAGUCGAGGUAAGGGUAUUUCUGCAUCUGCUUUGCCGUACAAGAGGACUCCACCCAGUUGGUUGAAGAUCUCUUCUCAGGAUGUUGAGGAGAACAUCUGCAAGUUUGCAAAGAAAGGUUUGACACCGUCCCAAAUUGGUGUCAUUUUUCGUGAUUCUCAUGGUAUUGCUCAGGUGAAAAGUGUCACUGGCAGCAAAAUUUUACGGAUACUGAAGGCGCAUGGUCUUGCUCCUGAAAUUCCUGAAGAUCUUUAUCAUCUGAUUAAGAAGGCAGUUGCCAUUCGUAAACAUCUUGAGAGGAACAGAAAAGACAAGGAUUCCAAGUUUCGUUUGAUCCUUGUGGAGAGCAGGAUCCACCGCCUUGCCCGCUAUUACAAGAAGACAAAGAAGCUGCCACCCGUGUGGAAGUAUGAGUCUACCACCGCCAGCACUCUCGUGGCUUGAUCGACAUUCAUCUUGAUAACCAGGGCUAAAGUCUUUCUGUGUUAAUUGUUAUCAAUGCUUUUUUAAGGACUUGUUCACUUUGAUAUGAGGCUGAGUUACUUAGGGAAGCAACAAUAUAAUCUUUCUAUUGUGAGAGACUAAUUUAUAUUUGUCACAUUUCUUUUGAUCAUCCUAGAGAAAUUUUCAUAUGAAAUAUUUUGUUCUGCUUUGUUUAUACAAAAGCCUAUAGUGAGGCUGGAACUAACCCUACUUGUUUUGAAUUUCACAUCUUCUUGAAUGAGUUGGACGGUUGAUCAAAAAGGUUUAAGAAAUUCAAAUUGCAAUU
Molecule: messenger RNA, 850 nt
Organism: Rubroshorea leprosula
Lineage: Eukaryota; Viridiplantae; Streptophyta; Magnoliopsida; Malvales; Dipterocarpaceae
Source: the annotation of a GenBank genome assembly